Molecule: messenger RNA, 3542 nt
Organism: Condylura cristata (star-nosed mole)
Lineage: Eukaryota; Metazoa; Chordata; Mammalia; Eulipotyphla; Talpidae
Gene: MED24
Product: mediator complex subunit 24
Exons: 28
Coding region: 148-3225 (1025 amino acids)
Cellular component (GO): mediator complex
Molecular function (GO): transcription coregulator activity
Source: RefSeq, a predicted model, not a curated record
GCCUGGACGCCAUCUCAGCCGGCGAACCCCGGGGCCCACCGACCUCCCGGCAACACCUCCCUUCCCCAGGGCAGUCGCCUUUCUCCUCUAGCUUGCGUUCUCCUACCUCAUAGCUGACGGCCACUGGCCCCUCCUCGGAGUGAAAUCAUGAAGGUGGUGAACCUGAAGCAAGCAAUUCUGCAAGCCUGGAAGGAGCGAUGGAGUGACUAUCAGUGGGCAAUCAACAUGAAGAAAUUCUUUCCUAAAGGAGCUACCUGGGACAUUCUCAACCUAGCAGAAGCACUAUUGGAGCAGGCCAUGAUUGGACCUUCCCCCAAUCCUCUCAUCCUGUCCUACCUGAAGUAUGCCAUUAGUUCCCAGAUGGUGUCCUACUCCUCCGUCCUCACAGCUAUCAGUAAGUUUGAUGACUUUUCCCGGGAUCUGUGCGUCCAGGCUCUGCUGGAUAUCAUGGAUAUGUUUUGUGACCGGCUGAGCUGUCACGGCAAAGCCGAGGAGUGCAUCGGGCUGUGCCGGGCCCUUCUCAGCGCCCUCCACUGGCUGCUGCGCUGCACUGCAGCCUCUGCAGAGCGGCUGCGGGAGGGGCUGGAGGCGGGCACCCCAGCCGCCGCGGAGAAGCUGCUGGCGCUGUGCCUGCAGCGCCUGGAGAAGACCCUCAGCAGCACCAAGAACCGGGCCCUGCUGCACAUCGCCAAGCUAGAGGAGGCCUCAUUGCAUACAUCCCAGGGACUUGGGCAGGGUGGCACCCGAGCCAAUCAACCAACAGCCUCCUGGACGGCCGUGGAACAUUCCCUCUUGAAGCUUGGGGAGAUCCUGGCCAGUCUCAGCAACCCCCAGCUCCGGAGCCAGGCUGAGCAGUGUGGCUCGCUAAUCAGGAGCAUCCCCACCAUGCUGUCCAUGCACUCGGAGCAGCUGCACAAGACCGGCUUCCCCACAGUGCACGCGGUGGUUCUGCUCGAGGGCACCAUGAACCUGACGGGCGAGAUGCAGCCCCUGGUGGAACAGCUGAUGAUGGUGAAGCGCAUGCAGCAUAUCCCCACCCCGCUUUUCGUCCUGGAGAUUUGGAAAGCUUGCUUCGUGGGGCUCAUUGAAUCUCCAGAGGGGAUGGAGGAGCUCAAGUGGACAGCUUUCACCUUCCUCAAGAUCCCACAGGUUUUGGUGAAGUUGAAGAAAUACUCUCAUGGCGACAAGGACUUUACUGAGGAUGUCAACUGUGCUUUUGAGUUCCUGUUGAAGCUCACGCCCCUGCUGGACAAAGCUGACCAGCGUUGCAACUGUGACUGCACGGACUUCCUACUCCAGGAAUGCAGCAAGCAGGGGCUUCUGUCUGAGGCCAGUGUGGACAACCUUAUGGCCAAGCGCACAGCAGACCGGGAGCACGCCCCGCAGCUGAAGUCAGGGGAGAACGCCAACAUCCAGCCCAACCCCGGGCUGAUCCUCCGGGCAGAGCCCACCGUCACAAACAUCCUCAAGACAAUGGAUGCAGACCACUCCAAGUCCCCGGAGGGGCUGCUGGGGGUCCUGGGCCACAUGCUGUCCGGGAAGAGCCUGGACUUGCUGCUGGCUGCUGCUGCCGCCACUGGGAAGCUAAAGUCCUUUGCCCGGAAAUUCAUCAAUUUGAAUGAAUUCACAACACACAGCAGCGGAGAGAGCACCAAAGCAGCCUCGGUUCGAGCCUUGCUCUUUGACAUCUCCUUCCUCAUGCUGUGCCAUGUGGCCCAGACCUAUGGCUCUGAGGUGAUUCUGUCUGAGUCAAGCACAGGAGCAGAAGUGCCCUUCUUUGAGACCUGGAUGCAGACCUGCAUGCCUGAGGAAGGCAAAAUCCUGAACCCGGACCACCCAUGCUUCCGUCCCGACUCCACCAAAGUAGAGUCCCUGGUGGCCCUGCUCAACAACUCCUCAGAGAUGAAGCUGGUGCAGAUGAAGUGGCAUGAGGCCUGUUUCAGCAUUUCAGCGGCCAUCUUGGAAAUCCUCAAUGCCUGGGAGAAUGGGGUGCUGGCCUUCGAGUCCAUCCAGAAAAUCACAGAUAACAUCAAGGGGAAGGUAUGCAGUCUGGCCGUGUGCGCUGUGGCUUGGCUCGUAGCCCACGUGCGGAUGCUGGGGCUGGACGAGCGUGAGAAGUCGCUGCAGAUGAUCCGCCAGCUGGCAGGGCCGCUGUACAGCGAGAACACCCUGCAGUUCUACAAUGAGAGGGUGGUGAUCAUGAGCUCGAUCCUGGAGCACAUGUGCGCCGACGUGCUGCAGCAGACCGCCACGCAGAUCAAGUUCCCGUCCACGGGCGUGGACACCAUGCCCUACUGGAACCUGCUGCCGCCCAAGCGCCCCAUCAAGGAGGUGCUGACCGACGUGUUUGCCAAGGUGCUGGAGAAGGGGUGGGUGGACAGCCGCUCCAUCCACAUCUUCGACACGCUGCUGCACAUGGGCGGCGUCUACUGGUUCUGCAACAAUCUGAUCAAGGAGCUGCUGAAGGAGACACGCAAGGAGCACACGCUGCGCGCGGUGGAGCUGCUCUACUCCAUCUUCUGUCUGGACAUGCAGCAAGUGACCCUGGUCCUGCUGGGCCACAUCCUGCCUGGCCUGCUCACCGACUCCUCCAAGUGGCACAGCCUCAUGGACCCCCCCGGCACUGCCCUGGCCAAGCUAGCCGUCUGGUGUGCCUUGAGUUCCUACUCUUCCCACAAGGGACAGGCCUCCUCCCGCCAAAGGAAGAGACACCGUGAGGACAUCGAGGAUUAUAUCAGCCUCUUCCCCUUGGACGACAUUCAGCCCUCGAAGCUGAUGCGCCUGCUGAGCUCCAACGAGGAAGACACCAACAUCCUUUCGAGUCCCAGUCCCACCGCUGCCAGGACUGCUGCCCGCCUCCACUCCGCAGGGUUGAGGACCGACCGGUCCAUGAGCAGCUCCCUGUCAGCGUCCCAGCUCCACUCGGUGAACAUGAGAGACCCGCUGAACCGUGUCCUGGCCAACCUGUUCCUGCUCAUCUCGUCCGUCCUGGGCUCGCGCACAGCCGGCCCGCACACGCAGUUCGUGCAGUGGUUCAUGGAGGAGUGUGUGGGCUGCCUGGAGCAGGGCAGCCGGGGCAGCAUCCUGCAGUUCAUGCCCUUCACCACCGUGUCGGAGCUGGUGAAGGUGUCUGCCAUGUCCAGCCCCAAGGUGGUUCUGGCCAUCACGGACCUGAGCCUGCCCCUGGGCCGCCAGGUGGCCGCCAAGGCCAUCGCGGCGCUCUGAGGGGCCGUGGAGCCCCCGCCCGUGCCCACCAGGAGCCCGAGGAGAGGAGGCAUCUCGCUGUCCUCCCGAUCCGUCCCCUGCUCCUGACGUCUGGCUUCUAAGGCCUUCCGGUUCCUUUCUGGCAUAAUUUCCUCACCCGGCGGGAGCACGAGCAGCGGGCUCAGCCCUGGGCAGUUGCCCCAAACCACGUGCUGGCGCUGAGUAAAUUUCCUCUGAGGAGCUGUGAGUGCACAGAGUAUGUAUAUAUUUAUUUUUUGUAAUACGCAAGGGAGGUUCACCUCAGCUCAUUUAUAAAUAAAGACACUGUGGACCCCUUG